AUGAGUUCGAUUGGCACUGGAUACGAUCUCGCUGCUGCAACAUUCUCACCGGAUGGACGUAUUUUCCAGGUUGAAUAUGCCCAAAAAGCUGUUGAUAAUGGUGGUACCAUGAUCGCUAUACGAGGAAAAGAUGGCGUCGUUACAGCAGUUGAUAAGCUAAUUACCUCGAAAUUAUAUGUAGAAAAUGCGAACCCAAGAAUGGCAAAUGCAGGCGAAUAUAUCGGCUGUGCGAUGGCAGGCAUAUAUCCAGAUUGUAGAGCACUUUUAGAUUAUGCAGUAAGUGAGGCACUCAAUUACCUGAAAGAAUAUCGAGCACCAAUUCCUAUCAAAAAGCUUGCAAAUCAGUUAGCCGAAUAUGUUCAUGUAUAUACGCUUGGUAUUAGUAGGCCCUUUGGGGCUUCAAUAUUCUUGACUGCUUGGGAUAAAAAGAAUGGUUCUCAGUUAUUCUUGUUGGAGCCUUCAGGUCUGUGUUAUGAGUACAAAGCAUGGGCAAUUGGUAAGCAUCGUCAGGCAGCUAAAACAGAAAUCGAGAAGCUGAAAUUUGAAGAUAUUCCGAUGCAGCAGUUGGUUAAUGAAGCAGCACGAAUAAUUUUGAUGGUGCGAGAUGAAGCAAAAGACAAGAAUUUACAGGUGGAAAUGGGUUGGGUAGGCGAAAUUACUGGUGGAAAACAUGAGAUUGUUCCGAAAGAUAUAGUAAAAGAAGCGGAAGCAUGGGCUAAAACGAAAUUAGAAGAAGAUGAUAUGGAUGAUUGA
This is a messenger RNA of Brugia pahangi, 753 nucleotides long. The record is from the annotation of a GenBank genome assembly. Lineage: Eukaryota; Metazoa; Nematoda; Chromadorea; Rhabditida; Onchocercidae.